CCCAGACAUCACGUCACCAGCCACAAGGCCCUCCCCUCCAGCGCCCAGAACUCGUUCAACCUUCGACACCCACACAUCCCAGCCCAGGCACGCAGGCAGAAACCCGCUGGCAAUUGAUUACACCACUCUGCCCUCCUCUGCUCACCUCUCAUUCACAAUCGUCGCCGCACGAGUGAACAUCGACGACACUCUAUCCGAAACCUGAUCUUCAUUCGCUUAAAGAGCCCAUCCUCGCGACAUAUCUUCACUGCCUGUGCAAAGGAAAUUCUGUCGACCGCCUCCUACCGCCACGACUGACGACGCAACAUACGGCGGCCUCGGAGCCGCGAGGACAGAACCAUCAUGGACGACUUCGUUCGAGUCCGCCGAAAGGAUACCACCAAAGGCCCGCCGCUUCGGAUAUUGUCGCUCGAUGGAGGAGGCAUUCGUGGAUACUCCAUGCUGAUCAUCCUGCAAGAGUUGAUGCAUCGCACGUUCGUGGAGAUUGAGGGCAGGGCGCCGAAGCGGGACGAAAUUCCCAAGCCGUGCGACCAUUUCGAUCUGAUCGUGGGAACGGGUACGGGAGGCUUAAUCGCCAUUAUGCUGGGGAGGUUGCGACUCGAUCUGGAUACCUGCAAAGAUGUCUAUGUGCGGAUGACGAGAAAGGUCUUCCAAACCGACAAGACGGUCUUUGGGGUGCCCUGGAGAAGCACCAUGUUCAAGGCGAGCAUGUUAGAGGAAGCCAUUCGGGAAACGGUCAGAGAACACACUGUCUUCGAGGACGAAGGAAACGAUACAUUGGCGAAUGCUGCGCCCAUGACUCCGACAAGCAUUCGCAGCUCCAACUCCAAUAUUCCCCCGAUUCCAUCGCGAACCAUGAGCCAGAGCAGUCAUUACAGCCAGAUUGGUCAGAGCCCUCUUGGGAACAGAGUGAUGAUCGGAUCGAUGAAGCCAGGCAAUCCGAACGCCCUGUUGUAUGAUACGCGGGAAAAGAGGACAAAGACAGCUGUGGCAGCGGUGCUGAAGGGAACGAAUCAUACAGUCCUGCUCCGAUCUUAUGACUCUCGGAAGGAACCCGCACCAGAUGUCAACUGUGCGAUCUGGCAAGCUGGCCGUGCCACUUCGGCGACACACAUGGCCUUCAAGCCUAUACAGAUCGGGCAAUCUGUGUAUCUCGACGAAGGAGCAGGCAAAUACAAUCCUGCCCCGCUUGCGCUGGAUGAGGCAGUAGCGAAUGAGUGGCCCGGACGAGAAGUCGGCGUCUUCGUUAGCGUGGGAACUGGCAAGCGGCCCAACAAUCCUGCUGCUAAUCAACACGAAUGGUGGGAAGGCUUUCUCGGUGGCAGUAUGGGAGAGUUCGCCGAGGCACGGAGAAAAAUGAUUCAGAAGUUGGAGAACUGUGAAAAAGCGCACGAGUUUAUGCUCAAAGACCACCUCGCAGCGAGGGGCGUCAACCCGGAGACUUACUAUCGCUUGAAUGUGGAAGUGGGAGUUGGAGAAUUUGGUAUGAACGAGUGGGCACGCUUGUCAGAAAUCAGCACUGGCACAAGGGCCUAUCUCUCCAAGAAAGAGGUCGAAGCUCUGACGUGUGGUGCCGCGGCCAAGAUCGCAAAGAUCUACUUCGCCAAAAUCAGACACGACCGAGCAGAAGCCCGAAGGGCAGCAGGGACAGACCAUCCUGCGUAUGCUUCACAGAACCCAUGGGAACGGCCUCUGCCUACAGUCCCGCCACCGCAGAACUUCGCAGUCGAAUUGCCUGGUGAUGAUGAAUACCGACCUGGACAACACUACGCCGACGGCGGCCAUUUCAUGCAGCACAAGUACAGCUUGUCGACCAACAGCGACGUUUACGACCGGCAUAACAGCAACGCAACUCCGACGCAGCAGUCGUACAAUUCCUCACCCGCGCUUUCUGCAACGCGACCCUCUUUCGAACAACAGCAAUCAUCUGGCGCUGCCUUUCGAUUACAACCGAAUUCAUAUCAAUAUCACGACCACCCUCCAUCGCCUCGGCACAGCGCCGAUUUCGCGCAUCCUCCCUCGUCCCCGCCUCCUGUGCCUCCCAAGACACCAGUGAACGGUGCUGGGUCAGUAUUACCUUAUCCUGAUCGAAAUGGCCCUCCACCCAUACCUCCGCCAGCAGGAACGAUGGCACCAGGACACCCGCCUCCACCGCCACCCAUGACCUUCAUGAACAUGGGCAGCCUUGGCAGGAAUCUACCGUAUGGCGUCGUGGGUGCUGAUGGCUCGAUCGUGGAUGAAGUAGGACAAGGCCCGCCUCCACCGGUGAAUAUGGGGAACAAACCGACGCUGUCUUGAGGAACGUGGACAACGGAGGAAGAAGGAUACUUGAUGAUGAAUAACUCCCGGAUUAUGGACAAACUUCGAUGUUGUGCUACCCCAUGCUAUCAUCACUAAUUUUGCGGUGGAUUGUAUAUAUAGUGUUACGUGGUUCUUUGAGCGAGCGAGCGAGCGAGACCCAGCUUCUUAUUGAUUGAUUGAUUGAUCGAUGAUACCCCUUUUUGGAUAAGAAGCGAGAAAGGAAAGGGAUGUGAGGGCAUGAGAGAAAUUUAGUAAAAUUACUCAAACGAGGAAAAUCGAAAUGAAGAAUGC
Molecule: messenger RNA, 2592 nt
Organism: Cercospora beticola
Lineage: Eukaryota; Fungi; Ascomycota; Dothideomycetes; Mycosphaerellales; Mycosphaerellaceae
Biological process (GO): arachidonate metabolic process
Cellular component (GO): membrane
Source: RefSeq, a predicted model, not a curated record